This is a messenger RNA of Scutellospora calospora, 802 nucleotides long. Lineage: Eukaryota; Fungi; Glomeromycota; Glomeromycetes; Diversisporales; Gigasporaceae. The record is from the annotation of a GenBank genome assembly.
GAUGACAUUUACAUCAAACUUUGACGCAUCUCAAGAAAGAAUUAUGUUGAACGUUGGGGGUUAUGAAACCUAUUGUUCUACUCUGAUUGCUUAUCCGACAACACUUCUUGGAACAAUGUUUGCUGACAGAAAUUCAGAGUUGUUGUGUCCAGUCAAUGGUGAACAUUUUAUUGAUAGGGAUGGUCAAUUAUUCCGAUAUAUUUUGCAAUUUUAUCGUACUGGAAAAAUCUAUUGGCAUGACAUUCAGUUGACAAAUUCACUGCCUAGCGACAUCACUUCAACAACCCACAAUCUUAUGCCGAUUUCUCGUGAAAAUAUAUUUUCAGAAAUCGAUUAUUUUCAACUUCCAAUCCCAUUACCAUUAUCUCAGAAUGAACCUCCUUUAUUAUCUCAACAUGCUCAAAAGGCGGCCGCAUCAAAACUUGACGAAUUCAUUCAAUCAUUUCAGAAAUGUAUUUUUGAAGCAAUGCAAUUUUUUGAGACAACUAUACCAUUUACAUUUCAUCGAAUAGUACGAGAAAAUCAGGAGGUUUACUGGAAUGAGCAUGAAAAGGUUUCACCAUUUGUUAAAUAUCUCAGACCCUUUGCUCCAUGUGUCGGGUAUGAACUUUUGGAUAGGUUUGGCGUGGAAAUCGGAAAGCGAUUAAAACUUAAAUUUGGAGAAGAUUUAGAAUGGAAAUUAGAGAAACAUACUUCACAUGUUGAUACAAAAGUAGAUUAUUAUAGAUUAGCUAUUAAUAUUCCUGAUAAUGCUUAUGAUAAUAAUAAAAUUUUACAAUAUUCUACUUAUUCAGAUUCAUAA